Molecule: messenger RNA, 2144 nt
Organism: Vicugna pacos (alpaca)
Lineage: Eukaryota; Metazoa; Chordata; Mammalia; Artiodactyla; Camelidae
Product: chromatin modification-related protein MEAF6
Cellular component (GO): histone acetyltransferase complex
Source: RefSeq, a predicted model, not a curated record
AGCCCAACAUGGCGAUGCACAACAAGGCGGCGCCGCCGCAGAUCCCGGACACCCGGCGGGAGCUGGCGGAGCUCGUGAAGAGGAAGCAGGAGCUGGCGGAAACACUGGCAAAUUUGGAGAGACAGAUCUAUGCUUUUGAAGGAAGCUACCUGGAAGACACUCAGAUGUAUGGCAAUAUUAUUCGUGGCUGGGAUCGGUAUCUGACCAACCAAAAAAACUCCAACAGCAAGAACGAUCGGAGGAACCGGAAGUUCAAGGAAGCGGAGCGGCUCUUCAGUAAAUCCUCAGUGACUUCAGCAGCUGCAGUAAGUGCAUUGGCAGGAGUUCAGGACCAGCUCAUUGAAAAGAGAGAGCCAGGAAGUGGGACGGAAAGUGAUACUUCUCCAGACUUCCACAAUCAGGAAAAUGAGCCCAGCCAGGAGGACCCCGAGGAUCUGGAUGGAUCUGUGCAGGGAGUGAAACCUCAGAAGGCUGCUGCUUCUACUUCCUCAGGGAGUCAUCACAGCAGCCACAAAAAACGAAAGAAUAAAAACCGGCACAGGAUUGAUCUGAAGUUAAACAAAAAACCACGAGCUGACUAUUAGAAGACUGCUAGUGCCCGAGCUCCCCGGCCCGUAGAGCCCUGCCCCCCUCCUCCGACCUCGCAGAGAGAAGCUUCCCUCACCCGAGUGCGUGACCGUCCACCGCUGCUUCCCCAGACCCGGCGCCUGUGACUCUGAGUAGUUUCUUCUGAAAUGUGACAAACAAGUCAUUUCUGUAAGACCACAUCGGAUCAUUUACUUUGUGUCAUUUUUAGUAACAGAACUGCAGAAAGGCCCGAGACAUGGUUAUAAUCCCAGCAAGUUGCUAACCGUGCGCUUCUCCCUUCUUAGAAUGAAUGUUUCCCCCCUAAAACUGGCUGGCACCAGCUUCGUCCGUGAUACGCAUCAAGCAGUGUUCUCUGGGCUUCCUUCAUGCUGAAACUAGAAUGCAGGUCACAUUUCAGAGGGAGGCUGUAAAUAUCUGGUGUUUUCUUAUUUUGUUCGUGUUUUAUCAUUUUUCUAUUAUUGUUUUUACCAUCUUAUUUUCUUCUGGGACUUUUUGUAAUGCCAUUGUACAGCUCAUAUCUUCCUGCUGACAUAUUUGAUCAUCUGUUUCGUGCAGUUGCCAAUACUCUUAACUGAAAACAAUCUGGUUUACCAUAAGUAAAAUGGGGACUUGGCUUUUUGUUUUUCUGCAGGGGGAAGGUAAAGAAUGUUUAUUUAAUAUUUACCUAUCUUAAAUCUUUCUGAGUUGGAAGCAGUUUCAUGUUCAAGGAACAGGAAAAGCUGAAAAACAUAAGUUUAAAUCAGUCUUUUUAAAAUAGAUAUUUUUAUUCUUUUGUAUAAAUAAAAUUUAACAGGCUUUGUCUUCUCAUGCUUUACUUUUAAACCCAAGAUUGUUUUUUCACUUAUUUACUUGUAUCAUGCCUUAUGGAAAUUUCUCUUUUUCCAUCUUUUCUCUCUUUGCUGGUAUUUGCCUGAUUAAAAAUUGCUCUAAAAAUCACUAAGGCACAUGGAAAGGCCCCAAACUGUCCUCAAAGCCGAUAACAUCUGGAGAUCUUGAGCAGAGUGAGUGACAGGAUCACCGAGAGGCUGCGAUGCCCACGGAUGCCCUUUCCUUACAGGGGUGGAUGGGCUACGAACCGGCUGAUGGUUGUUACCUGCCUCUGGAGCAGUGGUGAUCCACCUCGGCUGCACAUUGGAAUCACUUGGGAUGCUUAAGAAAGUACUGAUGCCGGGGUUCUACCCCCUGAGAUUGUGACUCGGGUACAGUCUAGUAUUGUGGGGGCAUUCUUUCAAGGAGUCCCUGGGAUUCUGGUAAGAAGCCAAGUCAAGAACCGUUGCAUUAGAAGACUGGGUGGUUCAAUUUAAAUCCUAUGUCGUGAAUCCGUUUAAGGGAUAAGAUUUGGGGCCUCAACUUUCCUUUGAUUCUGCUUAGUCGUAGUCCUUUACUUAUGCCCGUAUCUUUGUUAGAAAAAAUACGUUCCGUUUGUGAUAAUAUUGGUAGAACUGAAAUAUGGAUGGUGUCUAUUAUCAGAACACAUCUACCUUGUCAGAUGUGCAAAAGCUUUCAUUCUUGUUCUCAAAUAAACUUUUUUUUGGACUCUGCCAAAAAAAAAAAAA